Molecule: messenger RNA, 1352 nt
Organism: Punctularia strigosozonata HHB-11173 SS5
Lineage: Eukaryota; Fungi; Basidiomycota; Agaricomycetes; Corticiales; Punctulariaceae
Product: Deoxyhypusine hydroxylase
Exons: 6
Coding region: 1-999 (332 amino acids)
Biological process (GO): peptidyl-hypusine biosynthetic process
Molecular function (GO): deoxyhypusine monooxygenase activity
Source: RefSeq, a predicted model, not a curated record
AUGGCCUCGGACAUAUCACUAUCUACAUUGGAAGCUCUUGAGGCCACGUUAUUGAAUAGGUCGGGGAACGUGCCGCUACACAACCGCUUCCGCGCGCUGUUCACGCUCAAGUCGCUGAAGACGGACCAGGCGGUGGAGAUCAUCGGCAAGGGGUUCUCGGAUGAGAGCGCGCUGUUGAAGCACGAGCUCGCCUACUGCCUGGGCCAAACCAAAAACCUGACGGCCGUGCCGACACUCGAAUCCGUCCUCGCGAACGAAUCGGAGGAUCCGAUGGUUAGACAUGAGGCAGCAGAAGCCCUCGGUGCCAUCGCCUCCACCUCCUCCGUCCCCAUCCUCUCCAAAUACCUCUCCGACUCCCAACGUACCGUACGUGAAACGUGCGAGAUCGCCCUCGCGCGCAUCGAAUGGGAACACUCCGACGAAGGCCGCGCGCACGCCGAAGCGUCAAAAGCCGCCGAGCAGGCUGCAACAUAUACAUCCAUCGACCCCGCCCCGCCCACCUCCAAACUUCUCUCUGGCGCGCCCAAACCCGAAGACGCAUCAGAAGAGACCAUAGCGUCCCUACGGACGACCCUGCUCGACGCCUCCGUGCCCCUCUUCGAGCGCUACCGCGCCAUGUUCGCCUUGCGCAACAUCGGCACCCCCGCCGCCGUCGACGCGCUCGCCGCCGGCUUCUCCGACGACAGCGCACUCUUCAAACACGAAAUCGCGUUCGUGUUUGGCCAACUGCUCUCGACGCACUCCGUCCCGGCGCUACUGAAGGUGCUCGAGGACCAGCACGAGUCGGAGAUGGUCCGGCACGAGGCCGCCGAGGCGCUCGGCGGCAUCGCGACGCCCGAGGUGCUCCCGCACCUGAAGGACUGGAUGAACCGCGAGGACGCGCCGCGCGUGGUGAGGGAGAGCUGUCAGGUCGCGAUCGAUAUGUGGGAGUACGAAAAUUCGGAUCAGUUCCAGUAUGCGAACGGACUCGAAGGGAGUGUCGCACCAGUCGGUGCUUAGAACAUAUGCGGCAUAUGGGCAUCUAUGUCUAUAACGCCCGGCAUCACAUUUCUACGCGUUAUCACUCAUUCGCUUUCAUGGAAAGUGAAAUCUAGGGUUAAUUGCAUGGUAUUGCACAAUGGCGUUGUGUUCUUUCUGUUCCUCUUCUGUUCGGCGCCGGCACCUCAAGAGUUCGGGUGCACACUCGUUUCCUCGACAUUAUCGACGUCAAGGCGUUUUGCCCGGCCAAGGCCUUCCGUCUCCGCGAUGCGUUGCUCGAUCUCCGCCUCUUGUCCACCAUCGAUUUCGUAUGCGCCCUCCUGCACAACGGGUUGCCUACGUUCUGACCCCUUGACAUUGGAGGGGAGGUUCUG